GUUGUCAUUGCGUUCCUUAGUUUGGUGUGUUUUACAUGGGGCCUACGGGUGGAGUAGAAAUGUUCACAAUGCGGCUCUAAAGGCAACAAAUUUGUGUUCCGCUCGGGUUGUGUGACGUAUUUACAUUACACACACACAGAAGGGAUACCGUUAAGUACGUCCGGAAGCCGAUAUUUAACACAAAGGCUAGCUUAAAAAAAAAAAAGAAGCUACUAUGGAGGAGAGGAAAGAGGAGAGAGAAGCCGAGAUCCAAGAGCACGGCCCCGAACAUUGGUUCUCCAAAUGGGAACGGCAGUGCUUAGCCGAGGCUGAACGGGACGAUCCAGCCGAAGAGGAGGCAGAGCAAAGUCAACAGAAGCUGUGGCACCUCUUUCAAAACUCGGCUACCGCGGUAGCACAGCUCUACAAAGAUCGAGUGUGUCAGCAGCAAGGCCUCUCUCUCUGGGUGCCCUUCCAGAACGCAGCCACGGCCGUCACCAACCUGUAUAAAGAAAGCAUGGAGGCCCACCAGCGGAGCUGUGACCUGGGCAUCCACUUAGGCUACCAGCGCAGGAACAAGGAGGUGAUCGCGUGGGCGAAGAAACGCAGAAGAACCAUCAGACGCGAAGACCUCAUUAGUUUCCUCUGUGGGAAGGUUCCACCCCCGCGGACGGCCCGCGCUCCGCCCAGAGUCGCCGUGGUGGCUGCGAGCCGACCGUCGCCCCCCGAGACGGGGAGCUCCGUGGAGACCGACCUGCAGCCCUUCAGAGAGGCCAUAGCCCUGCACGGCCUUAGUGGUGCCAUGGCCAGCAUCUCUGUGCGUUCUGGUCCCCCGGGUUCUCCAACUCACCCUGCCCAGCCCCUCAGUCGCCGCAGGAACGGUCUCCAUGACGUGGACCUCAACACCUUCAUAGCUGAGGAGAUGGCGCUCCACCUAGAUUCCACCGCCAAUCGCAAACGAGGCCCCGCCCCCUGUAGUGAUGUCAUCACAGACUCACCCACUCAUAAACGAAACAGGAUGCUUUGAACUUUUCCUACACCACAGAUCCCUCCUCUGUCCUCUCCUCGGUGGCCGACUGGACAGCUGAUGGGGACUGAUGCCUUGGCCAACCAUUAAAAUCUUCCUCCUUAGUUGCAAUGCCACAAAUAAUACUAAUAUCAGCCUACAUAUUUAGCCCCUUCUUUAUCCCCCCCCUCCCACCCUCAUUUUCUCAACAGGAAAUCAGUUUGUUGGCUCACCCACACUCACAACCCUGCUAGAGUUUUGUCUUGUUUUCAAGCAGAUUGACUUUUGUUUAUUUGCCCUCUGUGGAUCUGAUACCGAAGCAAGCACAUUCUACACUUGAAAUCCUUGAAUGUUGCAUUUUAUAUUGUUUGUUUGUUUGUUUGUUUGGCCGGGCUCUUUUGUGCUUCUCAUUCGAUAAUCAGACGAACCGGACUGUUGCCUACUGUUUGCAGGUCUUUUUUGCUUCUUUCCUCAAGCGUACUUCCUCCGCCGUGGAGCGCUGGCCAAACCCGACUGGACUCGAGUCCGUCUCCUUAGGAGGCCGGAUCGUGUCUUGACUCAAAAAACGCUUUUCAUUGUGUGCAUCUAUUUCUGCUGCUCUGUGUGUUUGCGUAUCUGACAGCAGAACUGCCACUUACUGUGUUGUAUUUGUCUUCGCCUUUGAGAAAGCUGCUACAGUAUCUCUGGUUGUUGUGCAAGAGAAAGGGAGUUUGUGUGUGUGCGUGCGUGCGUGCGUGUGUGUGCGUGUGUGCUCGUAAAUGCAGGGUUCUGGCAAAUCCAGCAUCCACUUGAUCGAAAUAUUUCUUUUUCUUCUUAAAUUCAUCCUAUUUUUAUUCUCUUUAGUUGAUCUUUACAGCCCAUGCCAGGGUCUUCUCACAAAGCAGGUCAAUCCAAUUCACACAACGGAUAAGUGAGUCGGAGGGAUGGAAAAGCGAGUUUUCACAGGAGGUUUUUUUUUUUUUUGUAGAGUGAGGACCCUCUUCCUGCAUUCUUUGAAAUUUCAUAACCAUGCUGUUACCUAUUGUCAAGUUUACAAAAAUAAAUGUACGCACAGUUUCCAUAUCAGCCUCCGAAUGCACUUGAGUGAGUACCGGUUUUUUGCAUUUUUGUUUAAAAGCAGUAACAGUGUUUCAAAGCUUGCACCUACUUUAUGUUUACAUGUGACCCAUUACUAAGGACAGUUGCGUUGCUUCAUCUCUUUGUCCCUUGAUUUUCGAGAUUUUACAACACUUGUGAUUACAGCUUUAAAACUACAGAACUACAGGGGGCAAUUGCCUGUGAACUGGUAGGGGCCGAUGGCUGUGAUAUUUCAUUUUUGUCCACGAGUUGUAGCCAGCUCACGGACUAUAUUUUUUUGUGUGUGCGUGUGUGUGUGUGUUGCAAGACGCGUAUUUUUGCUAAUUUCACACACUGCUUUGUGAUACAAUCUUGUGUAAUGUGUGUAAAUAUAAUGUAGGUGCUGUUAUAUGUGGUACAUAUUGUAAAAAGAAGAAGUGCAAAACAAUUGGGAUGUCCAUGUACAAUAACAAUUCUGACAUUAAAGAAAGUACAAAUGUUUAA
Mugil cephalus (flathead mullet) is the source of this 2545-nucleotide messenger RNA. RefSeq names its product telomere attrition and p53 response 1 protein (gene hapstr1b). The coding region runs from base 215 to 1006 and encodes 263 amino acids. The record is from RefSeq and is a predicted model, not a curated record. NCBI's taxonomy places the organism in Eukaryota, Metazoa, Chordata, Actinopteri, Mugiliformes, Mugilidae. The transcript has 4 exons.